This is a messenger RNA of Pogonomyrmex barbatus (red harvester ant), 3931 nucleotides long. RefSeq lists its product as uncharacterized. NCBI's taxonomy places the organism in Eukaryota, Metazoa, Arthropoda, Insecta, Hymenoptera, Formicidae. Gene Ontology annotation, biological process: proteolysis. The record is from RefSeq and is a predicted model, not a curated record. Gene Ontology annotation, molecular function: serine-type endopeptidase activity.
CGACCGGUAGUCGAACCGCGUGCACGCCGAGUACGGGAAACGCAAAGUGCGCGGGGACCACGAACGCGUCUCUUCCGCGUCUCUUCCGCGAGUCGUUGCCGCGAUCGCGAUAGAAGAUAGAAGAUAGAACGUUUCGACGAAGGAGAAAAGGGAAAAGAAGGACGGAGGAGAGGAGGAGACACGAGGUCAAGUGCCGAGCACGAAGAGACGAUUCGACGACCGCGAAUGAAGAUAUCUCGAUCGGUCGCCGUUGCCUCCUAGGGAUCGAACGGGACGAUUUCUUGGACAUCGACGUGCGGCGAUCAUCGCGGUUCGGCUUCUCUCCUCUCAAACGUUCGGAACCUUCAUUUCGAUCCAUGUGUUUAACGGUUGCGGUCGGAUCGCGCGUCUGAUCGAAAUCGUGCGAUGAGCACCGUGCCCACUCGCGCGUUCAAUUCCCAGAUUGUCGGAUCCGAAUGUGUGAAUGCGGUUUCGUAAGAACGAUCCACGGGAGAGAUGAUGGACCAGGUAUGACGUUCGACUGAAUCGCUUACGGUACAGACGGUGGUGCACUGUCAGGAAACGACUAGCUUCGAAAUUGGGAUCAGGAUGCGGUGGAUCGGUUACGUGGCCACGAUUCUCUGGUGGUCGGGCAUCGCCAGGUCUCUCAGCACGCUGAAUCGAGGUCACAGUUACAAAAUUACUCCGAAACCCUGUAAAGUGCCCGGUUCGGAGGGUAAGGAAGGCACGUGCAUGUUCGUGUGGGAGUGCAUCAAGUCCGAGGGGACGCACGUGGGUGUGUGCGUGGACACCUUCAUGUUUGGCAGUUGUUGCAUUCACAACACGACGGUGAACACGAUAGGUGUGUCUCAUCGUCCUCCUCCUCCUCCUCAUCACCAUCAUCAUCAUCAUCAUCAGCAGCAACAGCAGCAGCAGCAUCACGAACACACGACGAGUGUGUUAAGACCGGAUCUGCUUCUGGCGGAGCCAACGGGGAACGAGACCAUCAGACUGACGUCGACUUCCCUGUCGGGCGUCUCCUCGACAGCGUCGAGCACCGCGAGGCCGAGUCUCCAUCAGUCCUCGGGCUCUCACGGUUAUCCCGGCGGAGGCUCGACCAGGCCGAUGAAACCGUACUCGCACGGGGUCGGGAGGCCUUUGCAGAAGAGGCCGCACGCCAAACCAACGUCCGAGCACGACGUCGACGGGCUGCAGACCCCCGCGGUGUCCUCCGCGUCUACGAACCCAUGGGCGGAAGGCAGGCCGCAAGAAACGAAGAGACCGGGUCAUCACGCGGGUCAAUCCCAUCACCACAAGACCAGGCCGGACGAGGGAACGCCGAGUGAGAAACCGUCGUCCGUUCAGAGCCAACCGGGCUUCAAGGACAAGGUGGAGACACACAACACGUUAAUAGUACGCUUGCCAGGGAAGGAGCACGCCGACGAUGAGGUCGUUGGUUCGAGCAAGCCGAACAAACAGGGCAAACCGGGUAAACCGGGCAAUCAAAGGCCCUUUGAAUCGAGACCGGGGGACGACGGGAAGACCGAAGACGCCGAUCUCAGCGUGCAGGAGACGAUAAAUCGGCCGAACGUCAAUUCCGUCAUUGAAAGCGAAACGAGCAAAGAACCGCAUCCGGGUUUGAAUUUCGUGCAUACCGAGCGGCCGCACUGGGCAACCAAACCAGCACAAUCGAAACCAUCGUCGACGGAUUUCUCCAAGCCGUAUUUUUCAAUCAAAACGACCACUUAUCGACCGAUAAGCAGUCAGGCUGAUCAUAGACCGAAUUUUAUCUCGAGACCCAACUGGGUGCUGUCCACAAAAACAUCGACGACAACGACUGCCAAGUCGACUCUUGCCAGGCAACCUUCCACCAGCACAGCCGGAUCCGUGCCACAAACCUCUCACUGGCAAGUGACCACGGAACCGGCGUUCGUCACAAAACAAAAACCGUCAUCGCUGUCCUCGUCGUCGUCGUCGUCGUCGUCGUUGUCAUUUUCAUCCUUUUCAACAUCGUUCUCCUCGCCCUCGUCAUCCUCAUCGCCGUCGUUAUCCAAACCGAUAACCGCGAUUACCGUGUCGGAGACCGUUCGAAUACCGUCUUCAGGUACGAGUUCCCAUUUCUGGUCGAACAGCUGGACGCCUGGACCUAGGCCGUCCUUGAAACCGCAUUGGACCGACAGUCCCAGUCUUCUUCAGAACGGCCCGGAAAGUUUUCCACCGCGACCGAGCCUCAAGCCGACCGAGUCUCAACAGAGCACCGAAUACCAGAAGCCCCUGGGCUCGGCGCACUACAUAACGACGUCCCACUUGGAGACUUCGACCAGGCCGCGGCCAACGAAGAAAACCACAACGCUGGCGAGCACGACGUUAUCCACGUUGACGUUUUCGAGCGUCACGAUCGGUACGAUCAGUCCGACAGUCGCUACGGCAACGAUGACGACCACGAGCAGCACGAUCAGCGCGAACAGCGCGAGUGCCACGAGCGUCACCACGACGCAAGGGUCGUCGACCACCGAGGUGGCGACGAGCGAGAAGGCGACGGGCUCGGUGAUGACGGUCGCGGCCGCUGACGAGAGCAAGAACAUGCAAUGCGGCGUGCCGCCGUUAUUUCCACGGCCGGAAACGAGGAUCGUCGGCGGCAAGGACGCGUCCUUCGGCCGGUGGCCCUGGCAGGUAUCCGUACGCAGGACAUCCUUCUUCGGCUUCUCGAGCACUCACCGCUGCGGUGGCGCGGUGCUCAACGAGAAUUGGAUCGCCACCGCGGGCCAUUGCGUUGACGACUUGCUGACGUCACAAAUCCGGAUACGAGUCGGCGAGUACGACUUCUCGUCCGUGCAGGAGCGGCUGCCCUACGUGGAGCGCGGCGUCGCCAAAAAGGUCGUGCAUCCCAAGUACAACUUCUUCACGUACGAGUACGACCUCGCGCUGGUGCGGCUCGAGAGUUCCCUGACGUUCGCCGCGCACAUCUCGCCCAUCUGCCUGCCGGCCACGGACGAUCUUCUGAUCGGGGAGAACGCGACGGUCACCGGCUGGGGAAGGUUGAGCGAGGGUGGAACGUUGCCCUCGGUGUUGCAGGAAGUCUCCGUGCCGAUAGUCAGCAAUGAUAGGUGCAAAUCGAUGUUCUUGAGGGCCGGCAGACACGAGUUCAUACCGGACAUUUUCCUUUGCGCCGGUUACGAGACCGGCGGGCAGGAUUCGUGUCAGGGCGACUCCGGAGGGCCCCUCCAGGUCCGCGGGAAGGACGGCAGAUACUUCCUCGCUGGUAUCAUAUCCUGGGGCAUCGGCUGCGCGGAGGCCAACCUACCGGGCGUGUGCACGCGAAUCUCCAAGUUCGUACCGUGGAUUUUGAAGAACGUCACCUGAUUUGCUCGCGACGAGAAACUUGCGCCAAGCGACGCGAAGAAGAACGACACGAAGAGACUCUCGAAAUCGGACGAAACUCAUCGUGCAAAUGAACGAUUCGCAGUAUUGUCUCGUCACGAUAUAUCAAAAAACAUUAUCCUAGGCUCUUUUCACGCGGAUGAGAAUACGCCUUUUAUAUCAUUUUGCAUUUAUUUAUUUGCAUUUACACUGCCACUUACGGAGUGAACAUUCUGGUUGCUAUGUAAUAAGAAGAAAUAUUCCGCACUGGAAAAGGUGGAAUUAGAUCAUCGCCGAGAAUAUAUAUAUAUAUAUAUAUCAUAAUGAUGUAUGUGUAAAGUCUCAUGCAUUGUAGCAGCACACUGAACUGUAUUUAUACAUAAAAGUAAGUAAGGAAAUAAUAUAUUUGCUAAAUUAAGGUUACAGCUAAAUAAACGAGAGAAGUCUGAGUUGUGUAAUGAAAAGAUCAUCAGGAAUAGUUCGAUAAUUUUCAAGGAUACUUUAUAUUUUCACUCUUGCCAUUUCGUUUUGAAGUAAAUAAAUACAGAAUACACAAACAUAUGCCGAAAAAGAAUUAAAACGGAAUGAUAAA